CAGUUUCCUUUUGUGCCCGCGAAUCUAUCAAAUCUUAUGGUAAUAAAUUUUUCCAAUAAUUUCACGGCUUCGGCACCGAUUGCCGUCUGUUUUUGAUUCAUACUGUUUGUUGAUUCACGCAGUAAAACCCAGUAAAUAAAGAAAGCUACAAUCGCCCCAACAAUUAUAUAUAUACACACACGCGCGCGCUAUAUUGUGAUUGCAAUAAGCGUAUUUAUUCAGCGAAUUCCUUCGCUUCUACUGUGAGAGAGGGUUGUUGAUUCGAAGAUUCAAUCAUGGCUUACGAGAACGAUGCCUACCGUGAUGAAGACGGCGAGCCAUUGGUGGACUUUGAUGAUGAUGUCCGAUCUGAAGAGGAGCAGCCUCACGAUCUCUUCGAUGACAUAGAGGAUUCUGUAUAUGACCGCAGGGAGAGAUCUGCAACUCCAGUGCUCAACGACUCGAGUUCUAAGCCCCGGAAGAGAUUGAUAAAAAAAUCAGCUGUUAAAGAACCAGGCCCCAUAGAUUUUGGGUUAGAUGAUGACGAUGAUGAUGAUUUAGGUGGGGAUUAUGGCCGCGGGGAUGAUGUGGCUGGGUUGGUGAGAGAUGAUUACUCCAAUGGCGGAAAGAGGAAGAGGGAUAAUGUAGAGAAAUUGAGAGUUCUGGAGAAAAAUAGGAAGGCUGAGAAGGAAACUAAGUUUAAGGUUAGGAAGAGUGGGGGAGGAAGAAUGAAAGAUCAUGAGGCAGAUCCAGAGAUGAAAGAGAUGUGGGACACUAUUGCGGGCGACAAUUCUGAGGAGGACCAAGAAGGUGUUCGGACUCUGGAUGAUGAUAAUUUCAUCGAUGAUACUGGCGUAGAUCCUUCUGACCGUUAUGCAAGUGACCGUGAACAUUCUCCAAGUCGAGCUCCUGAGGCAGAAGAGGGAGAAGAGGAUGAUGAAAUCAAGGAUCUUUUUAAGGUUGGAAGGAAAAAGAAGAAAAGUGAAAAAAGUCCGGCUGAAAUUGCAUUGCUAGUUGAGAAUGUGAUGGCUGAGCUCGAGGUGGUUGCAGAAGAAGAUGCUGAGCUAAAUAGACAGGGGAAACCUGCAAUCAAUAAGUUGAAAAAGCUUUCCCUUCUGACAGAUGUUCUCUCCAAAAAGCAACUCCAGCAAGAGUUUCUUGAUCAUGGAGUUUUGACUCUAUUAAAGAACUGGCUUGAGCCUUUGCCAGAUGGAAGCUUACCAAACAUUAACGUCCGUGCUGCUGUUCUGAAGAUCCUAAAUGAUUUCCCAAUUGACUUGGAGCAAUAUGACCGCAAAGAACAACUAAAAAAGAGUGGUCUUGGCAAGGUUAUUAUGUUUUUGUCAAAGGUUGAUGAGGAAACUACUGCCAACCGGAAACUUGCUAAGGAGUUGGUGGAUAAAUGGAGCCGGCCAAUUUUCAAUAAGAGCACAAGGUUUGAAGACAUGAAAAACUUUGAGGAUGAAAGAAGUUACAGGAGGACACCUGCAAAAAAGGCAGUGAAUAAUGCAGCAGGAAGGGCGUCGCGGGAUGAUGACCUAGAUUUUUCGCAGGAGCGAAAAUCUAGUCAGUCUUCUUCGAGGCAACAUGCCUCUAGGCCUGAAGCAAUGUCCAUGGACUUUAUGGUCCGUCCUCAAUCCAAGGUUGACCCAGAAGCAGUGCGAGCCCGUGCUAAACAAAUGGUACAAGAUCAGCGUAGGGCCAAGAUGAACAAGAAGCUGCAACAGCUGAAAGCGCCUAAGCGGAAGCAACUGCAGGCUACAAAGCUCAGCGUGGAGGGUCGUGGCAUGGUGAAAUAUCUGUAAUCCUCUCAUUCGGGUAUUAAUUAGGACGAGGUCAAGGGAACAUGGUGCGUUGCUGGGAGUAACCAGUUUCUUGCCUAGGAUGAAAUGCGUUAGAGGAAGUGUUUGUUGUGUUCAUCAAUCUCCAAUAAUGUGUUGUAUGAUAUGUAUCCUUCCCAUCCUGGAAUUGGAUACUGGAGACGUAAUCUUUUUAUGCUACUUUUAUUAUUUCUCUUUUAACGGAAUGAUUAAAUUUUGUUUUUA
Salvia hispanica is the source of this 2024-nucleotide messenger RNA. Its product is annotated as protein IWS1 homolog 1-like. Gene Ontology annotation, biological process: brassinosteroid mediated signaling pathway; regulation of DNA-templated transcription elongation. The record is from RefSeq and is a predicted model, not a curated record. NCBI's taxonomy places the organism in Eukaryota, Viridiplantae, Streptophyta, Magnoliopsida, Lamiales, Lamiaceae.